AAAUGUUCGCCGGUGUUGAGCGGGGCCAGUGCUGGUGAGCUAUCCGCCGGAGGUGGGACAGUACGGUAACUGCACUGCGCUGCUGCGUGCCCAGACUCAAAAUGGCGUCAUGGAAGUCUGCUGUGGUGGCCGCCGUUUCUGCCGGCUGUCGCCUUAGCCGGAGCGUGCCAACUGGCGGUGCAACUGCCCGGCUUCUCCAGCCACAUAUUCGAGCCAAGAGCUCGCUGGCCGGCAGCGUCUACCUCAAGGACAUCCCACGCAUCGUAUCGGCCGUACCGGCGUGCCACCAGACUGCAAAGGUCAUCUUCGAGGAUAACAAGACGGCAGAGUUCAAAUACAUCUGGCUGAGAGACAACUGCAAGUGCCCGUCCUGCGUGGAUGUGGACACGCGCCAAAAGCUGCUGGACACGCCUUCGAUCGACUCGAAGAUCAAGCCCAAGGCGCUGCAGAUCGACGAGAACAACCAGCUGGUCAUCACGUGGAGUUCCCGGGACGGCGAGCACGUCUCCCACUUCGACAACUCGUGGCUGUACCGGUACGGACAGUGCUUCAUGCACGACACGUUCAACGCGCCAUCGGUGCUGGAGGAGGACGGGGUACGGCCCCGGCCGCCGCUCACGCUCUGGAACCGCUACAUCAUCCAGAAGCGGCUGCCCGAGGUCGAGUUCGAGGAGUUCGUCGAGUCGGACAACGCUAUGUUCGAGUGGCUGGACAUGUUCUACAAGUACGGAUUCGCCAUGCUGCGCGGAGUGCCCACUGACAGGGAACAGCUAAAGCGCGUGGUGGACCGCUUCGCCUACAUCAAGGAAACGCAGUACGGUGCCACAUGGAGCGUGCGCAUGGACCCGACGCCAGGUGUCCACCUGUUCUCCACCGGGCUGUACCUGCAGCUGCACACCGACAUGAACUACCGCGAGAACUCGCCCGGCAUGCAGCUGCUCCACUGUCUGCAGGCGGAGCAUCCGGACAAGCUGGGACGCGACCCCGGCGGCCAGUCCUUCUUCGUCGACGGGUUCCGCGUGGCCAAGUGGAUGGAGGAGAACGAGCCGUCGGCCUACCACAUCCUCACCUCCACACCCAUCCGCUUCUCUAUCAAGAACAAGGAGAUGCGCUACAGCAACAUGUGGCCCAUCAUCGUGACGAACCCGGAGGGGGACGUCCAGGAGAUACACUACAACAACCGCACGAUGGGACCACUGCAGGCCCCGGACCACGUGGUGGUGCCGUUCUACCACGCCUACAAGCUCUUCUCGCAGCGUAUGCGCGAGGAGAGCCAGCAGCUGGCGUUCCAUCUGAAACCGGGCGACUUGGUGGCCUUCAACAACCGGCGCGUGCUGCACGGCAGGACCGGGUUCGACCCAUCCCGCGUGGUCAGGCACCUGCACGGCUGCUAUGUGGACAUUGACGAGGCUUUCUCCAAGUACGACCACCUACUGUCGAAGAGGCCUUCCCUGUAGAGGGAACCAGCUGCUGGCGAAGAGCCUCUCCCUGUAGAGGGAACCAGCUGAUGGCGAAGAGCCUCUUCUCGUAGAGGGGAACCAGUGAGGGCCCGGACGGGCGCGGCGGGGGAGUGAUGAGCUAGAAGUACAGAGAAGCGUCCCGAAACAUUCUUGUUGGGGACAUAAGGACAAGCUGGGACGUGGAGGUCCCGCGUCCGGCUGCUGGAAUAUGCGUUUUAUGUUAAAACGUGCUAGUGCGAAGUACAUUGUCAAGACUCAAUUUUGGGUGUGGUAAUAGUUCAACGUGAACGUAGUGGUGUCGUGCACAUCAAUCCUGUCUCGGAUGUUCGUGUGCUUGUAACGCACUUUGUGGUGCAUUUCACUGUAUGCUCCUUUUGCGAAAAUGCCACGGUCCCAGUGCCACUGACACUCAGAAUUGGCUGGCUGUUUCGCGUGUGCCCCACGAUGUCUAAUGUCCUCCCACCUUCUGCGCUAGGACGACGCUGUGAGUUAGGGCUGUAUUGAUGUAUAUGUGUAGCAAGCCAUCCCGGUGGCGUUUGUAUGGAAAACGGCAAACCGGCUUCCCCGGUCUCACCGCGAAGCACCAAGCUUUCAUAAUGUGCUUUAAAUUAUGUGCGCAUUUUAGAUGUCAGUCCGUCGUGGAAUCAAGCGUGAGCGUUUGGUCUGCGGCAAGCUCUCGUGUGGUAUGAUAUCUGGUGAAUUAUCUCCGGGUACACUUGCCUAUUAUGCUCCGAAUGCUAAAUGCCGUCUUAGCGAAAGGCGCUUGCGCCAACGCAUUGUCUCCGUAACAUGUCAUAUUUGGGAGCAUUUUCGAAGUGGCAUUCCAAGAAGAAACGUCAAAAAGCUGCUCGAUAUUUGUCUCGGCAUCGCUCUGAUUUUUUAAAAUAAAUCGCGAACUUUCGUUCGCAGGAGGCAUUUGCACGUGCCGUAAUGCAUUUCGAUGACGCGAGAUGAAAUGUGAGGACCUGUAUGAUGUGUCGAUCUGAGCUGCUGGCAGCAUGUAUCCAUGUCCAAAAUUGUGUUGACGGCGUUGGCGCAAAUAUAGACAAGGGUCGAUUG
This is a messenger RNA of Pollicipes pollicipes, 2519 nucleotides long. RefSeq names its product gamma-butyrobetaine dioxygenase. Gene Ontology annotation, molecular function: oxidoreductase activity. Bases 102 to 1457 code for a protein of 451 amino acids. NCBI's taxonomy places the organism in Eukaryota, Metazoa, Arthropoda, Thecostraca, Pollicipedomorpha, Pollicipedidae. Gene Ontology annotation, biological process: carnitine biosynthetic process. Gene Ontology annotation, cellular component: mitochondrion. The record is from RefSeq and is a predicted model, not a curated record. The transcript is spliced from 9 exons.